GCAUGAUUGACCAGACUCUCAAAGUGUUUCUGGCUGUUGCAGCUCUGGUUUUGAGCACCUUUAUCAUCGCAUCGCGUACGAUCAAAGGGGCUGUUUUGAAGCUGAUCAUGACGAUGCGAACCUUGGCACUCGGCCAAAACAACCAGAGAAACAGAGUCUCUUACGUAGCCGUCGACACUAGAGGUCGCAACUGGAAUCAGAUUUGCUUCUCUUAUCCCGACUAUUGGACCCUGCAUCGCCGUCCAAGAGAGCAAAGGGGCUUGCACAUACGGAGUAAGCAAGGUGCUUGUACGGAACAGGGCUAAGCUAAGGUAAUCUCUAGCCCACUAAAGGCAGUGAGCGGCGUCCAAGCGCCAGUGCCUUAGCCUCCACUCUCACCCCCAGGCCCGCUAACAUUUCAGUGGCUAAGUGCUACUCUGCCACUGCCACUGCCGCUGCUACUCAACACCUCCACUAAUCUCGUCUCGCACUUGGAUGGGCUCGCACUCCCAUUCCUGGCCGGGGCCUUCCUUGCCAUCUCCCGUCACGUCUCAUUUGCACCUGGCCUUGAUCCUAUUUUUCUGACCUUAACUCUACACCCUCCCUCGUCUUACUCAACUCUCUUUUUACUUGCCGUCUUUUCCCUUUUUACCUUUUUCUAUCUCGUCAGUAGUUUACGCAAGUCCCGAUCAUUCUUCUCUUUGAUCGUAUAUAUACACGAGUCUUACUCCUUUCUCUUUGCUGCGCGACGAGAAACACUCACUCUAAACCCCUUCCUUGGCAACUCGACUCGAUACGAAAAGCGACGAGAAAAAAACAAUCAAUCAAAGACAAUCCUCGAAAAACGACUAACCUCCGGUGAAAGGAGGUAAAAUCUGUCGAAAACCAAACAGACAAUACAGCAGAGCUCCAGCUCAGUCACUACAAUGAGUGUUAGUUUGCGCCUCCUAUCCAACCCUCUCCUGUCGAUCCCGCUUCAAUUUUGAGUGUGUCCCAUGCGAUGCCAAUUGAGCUUGUAGCCUAUCGCGACCUGCUGUUUUCUGUUCCAAUUGCUCUAGCCUUUUUCAUGAAUAAUCUGCUGACUUUUGUUAUAGUACGGGUAUGUUUUGCCUGAGUUAUUGCAUGUAUCUUACUCGGUUUGCUUACUGACUCUGACAACAGAUACGGUGGCCAAAAUCCAUACGAUUCCCCUGACCAGGGCUAUGGUGGUAACAAUGGCUACGGCAAUGGCGGUGGCUACAACAGCCCACCCGCUCAGGGUUAUGGAGGUAGCGUCGAGAUGGCUCCCCUUGCCCACAACGCCGGCGGCUUUGGCCAAGGCGACCCCAACGCCAUUCUCAAUGAGUGCCGCGACAUCGACCGUGGAAUCGACACUGUCGAACAGAACUUGGAACAGCUCCGUAUGAUCCAACAGCGAACUCUCGACGACGCCGAUAGCUCAGGUUCCAGUGCCGCCAGCCGCCAGCUCGACUCACUUUCCGCUGAUACCAUGUCUCUCUACCGUGAGCUCACCGAGCGAGUCCGCACCGUCAAGUCUAACCCUGAGGCGAAAUCGCCAAAGAACAACCCUCACGUCACCCGCAUUGACCGCCGUCUCAAGGCUGCCAUCACCCAAUACCAGCAGGUCGAGUCGCAGUUCCGAAAACGCACACAGGAUCAGAUGGCCCGCCAGUACCGCAUUGUGCGCCCAGAUGCCUCGGAGCAAGAGAUUCAGGCUGCUGUCGAGGACACUACUGGAGGUCAGGUCUUUAGCCAGGCCAUGAUGCAGAGCGAUCGCCAGGGUCGUGCCCGUGCUGCCCUGAGCGCUGUUCAGGACCGUCACCAGGCUCUCAUCAAGAUCGAGCAGCAAAUGGUUGAGCUGGCUCAAUUGUUCCAGGAUAUGGACACCCUCGUCGUUCAGCAAGAAGCUGCCGUCACCCAAAUUGAACAGAAGGGCGAGGAAGUCGUUGAGAAUCUCGAUAAGGGUAAUGAGGAGAUUGGUGUGGCCGUCAACACUGCCCGCAAGACACGCAAGAAGAAGUGGAUCUGCUUGGGUAUCUGUGUUGCUAUCAUUGUUGUUAUUGUCAUUAUUGUUCUCAUCUACAUAUUCGUCAUCAAGGGACAGAACAACAACAACAAGAAGCGAAGUAUCGAGGCAGCCAUUGGCAGCUUGCCCGUUAUGCACACAGCUGUCCUACCUGCUCGCUUAGCCCGUCGUGUUGCUGCCGACAACACAGCAUCCUCUCUGCUCAACAGUGUUGGCGGAGGGCGGUUCCAUCUACCUCAGCUAUUGCGGAACUAGGUAGGAGUCGAACGAUGAGAGAAUGGCUCGGAGGCGAUUGUCUUCGAAUGACGACAAGGCGAUACUUGUACUCAUUGAGGAAUAUAUACGCGCUCCAGGGAAGUGGGCCGGGAUCAUGUGGAGGUAAAAGCAGUGUUAGAGCUGUAUUUGUGUUUUGCGUAUUCCCAUUGGAUUUGGAUCAUAACUGUUGCUAUAGCCCGAUAGCCCGUCUUUCUUCUCUUUGUUGAUACAACCGGGUUUGACUCUGCCACUCUUCUGGCGUUUGAUUUCCUUUUCUCUUUGCAUUAGUUCGAGGCGUUUAUAGUAUGAACUUUUAAUUACAUUUCGCUUCCUCACUUGUGUUGGUACAUCGUGAUAUUUUGACUCAGAUCAAAUAUUCAAAUCGCUAGUUAACAAUCUGACAAGCUCGAUACCCAUACGUAUCAGACAAAACCUAUACGCCAAGCUGUAUUCAUUCAUAUUCAAAGGUGUCUGGUCCACCUGAAACUGUGAUGACCCAUAUUCUUACCAGGGCAUCUAUGUAUAUUAUCGAAGUUUCAAAAGUUUCAGUCUCGGAGAAUCACAAUCUGUAGGUGCGUUAGCAUGGUGCAAACGAUAACAGUAUGCAACUCACCACUGUUGGCACAUUUCCAUCUUUGCCGAUACAGAAUCUCAAACUCAUCAAAGCAAACGGAACUUCUCGAGUGAGUUCCUAUCAAUCGUUCCCUGCUUUUGCCUUCCCCUUCCCCUCGUCCUCAUUGUAGUCUACCACCGCUUCAUCAGGUGCACCGUCGUCUUCUUCUGCAUCGUGAACAUCUUCAUCCUGUCCUAUUACCACACGCCUCUUUUCAGCCUCAUCAACCACCUUCUUUAGCACUCCCAUCCGUCUGCGGAACUCUUCGGCCAAGACAUCGACAUCCUCACCUCCUAUGGCACCACUGCCAGAGCUAGGUAGGGACUCGGGUCGCAUUUCAACGGGCUCACGCUCGACGCCUUCAACACGGAGCAUUAAAGCGCCAGCACCUCCGUUCUCUUCACCCUCGCUCUGUUGGACAGCUACGCUUGAGUUUGUCACGGCGAAAUCGGGCGUUAGACUGGCGGCCCAGGAUACAGCCCAUCGGUUCGACUCGCCUUCGGGAGCUGGCGCGAGAUCUACGACAAGGGGUCGGUGCGACGGGUCUUGAGCACCGGCUGCGAGGAUCGAAGGGUCGUCAUCGGAGAAGACGUAGUGGACGCGAGGGUGCACAGUAGUAUUUGUAGUUGAGUUGGUCAGGAGAGUGAAUAAUGGUCCGAAAGGAGGCAUCGGGUUCUCGAUAGCUUCGUUCUCUUCGUCUGGAGUUUGAUUAUGAGAAAACUCCAGAUCCAGGCCUUGUCCAGAAGACGCCGUCGCAGCCUCCGGGGGAGACGGAACCCUAUCGGUUCCAGACAUCUUGGUAGAAUGUAUGUAUUCUUGAGCUUCUGUAGUGAUGAGCAGACGAUGUCCAGUCCCGGGGCAUCUUUAAUCGGCGAUGAUUUGUCCUUCGACACUGUUGUUUGUUCGUGUUAAG
Molecule: messenger RNA, 3786 nt
Organism: Fusarium odoratissimum NRRL 54006
Lineage: Eukaryota; Fungi; Ascomycota; Sordariomycetes; Hypocreales; Nectriaceae
Product: syntaxin 1B/2/3
Exons: 3
Coding region: 1259-2260 (333 amino acids)
Biological process (GO): intracellular protein transport; exocytosis; vesicle fusion
Cellular component (GO): SNARE complex; endomembrane system; plasma membrane
Molecular function (GO): SNARE binding; SNAP receptor activity
Source: RefSeq, a predicted model, not a curated record